AUGGAAAAAAAAAAUCGUUACAGAAACAAACGACGGCAAUUUGGAAGGUUGGCGAGUUUCGGAGUAGAAGAGCGGUGAAAAAAGAACCCGAGUUUUAGUUCAACUGUUUGAAGAGUGACGCCGAUCGGAUGUACACUCACAAACACACACACACACACAUAAACACUCGCGACAGUCACUGAGCACGAGGAUUAUCGUAAGUUUCGACUGUUUUCAAUUAUUAAAACGCUGUCAUUGUAAUUUUCAAAAGUUUUCAGAAUCAAUGAGUACAAUAGAAAAAACAUUUUUUGAAUUUGAUGCAACUUCACCAACUGUGAUAAUCUGUCAUUAGAAAUGCUCCUACCGUAGCUAGGUUACGGCAGGCAGGUCCGUCUUUUCGUAUCUAAGAAACUAUGCGUUUUUCUAUGCCUACUGUAUAUCAAUCGAUAACGAAUGCAAUUUUAAGAACUUUUUCAAUACAUACCAUCAUGGGUUACUGUAAAAAUUUUUUGAGUUACGGUGAUAUGUGUGUCUGCGGUUUUGGUUUUUCCGUUACUCUGUGUGUUAGAGGAAAGACCACGGCUAGUAACUUUCUUAGAACAUUCUUUCUAGCAAUACCUUCGAAUUGAUGCUUCUUUGAGGCCUCCCGGUCCCUCUAGCGGCGUCAGUCCCUUAAGUGAUUGCUUGAGCUGCGCAGGCGCGUCCGGUUUGCGUGACCCAUGACAACGUAGUCUUAUCGGAAAUCUUUUUUUUUGAGUUCCGAGAAAUUUUGGGUAAAAUAUUAAUUGAUGAGUUUUUAGUUAAUUUUCAAAGGGGCUCACAAGCGUUUUCAAGUUUUUUUUUUAAAGUUGUAUAGUUACCGCGCAAAGAGGAUGAGUCCAUUUUUUACAGUUGCCUUGGCGAUCUCAGCAAAAGUUUCCUGGAUGAGUUGCUUCUGCUCCGUUGUCAAACGAGACAAUUCAGUGUGAACCAAUUUCUUCACUUCCGUAUUCCCUAUCAACAUUUCUUCAUGAAAAAAAGAAAUAUCCAAAUUUACCUUGAAAAUUUCUUUUUAAGCUGUACGUAUGUGCUACCUAAAACCUUCGUCUUCCUGAUUUUAAAUAAAUAAUAACAACGAGAACUCACGAUUUGCAGCCAUAAAUGAAGACGGAAAUAAGAAAGUGGACCCAGAUUAUUCAGGCAGUAUUCAAAAAACAAUCGGAAACGUUGAACUAGGCUUAUGAGGCACGCGACAUGAUAGUCCAGAAAAUGAAACUUUUGGCUUUUAGUCUGAAGAAAAAAUAAAUAAAUUACAACGUUCAAAAUUUCAACACUUUUCGCAUCAUUCAAGCGUCCUUGUUUGGAAGAUGUACACCUCUACAAAGAAAAUCCGUAAAUGAGCUACGUAAAAGGUUAAAUGUUGGGUAUUUCAGUCGAGAAUCACUGAUCGUCUCCCCUACCUCAGUAGCUACCGCUAGGAUGAAGCUGAAGGUGGCUAAGGUCGGCCUCCAGAGUGUGGGUCUCAAACUUUUGUCUUCUUCUUUUCCGCAUUUUUGCAGUUUUCUCUGAAAAGAAGCACAAAGAAGCAAUCAGUACGACAAAGUAAUAAAGUGAGGAAUGGAAAAAUUCAAGUAAAAAGAGUCUGAAGCUUCUGGAUUGAACUCAAUCCGUUGAUAACCUAUAUUGCUGAAAAGCUGACGAAACGAUUGAUUCAACCAGACUACCUGUAG
Molecule: messenger RNA, 1688 nt
Organism: Caenorhabditis auriculariae
Lineage: Eukaryota; Metazoa; Nematoda; Chromadorea; Rhabditida; Rhabditidae
Source: the annotation of a GenBank genome assembly